This is a messenger RNA of Plasmodium gallinaceum, 6846 nucleotides long. Its product is annotated as conserved Plasmodium protein, unknown function. The transcript has a single exon. The record is from RefSeq and is a predicted model, not a curated record. NCBI's taxonomy places the organism in Eukaryota, Apicomplexa, Aconoidasida, Haemosporida, Plasmodiidae. Bases 1 to 6846 code for a protein of 2281 amino acids.
AUGAACGAAAAUAACAGUAAAAGCUUAGAAAAAAAGUUGACCUUAAAUGAUAAUAAAAAAGAAACAAAAAAUAUAGAUGAAAAAUCAUACGAAAAAUUAUAUAAAAAUAUGAAUGAUGAAUACUACAGACAAUUAAAUGAAAAAAAAAUAAUUAAGAAUUCUAAUGAGAAUUUUUGCAAAAAAUAUGAAGAAGAAAUAGUUAAAAAUUCCCAUGAACAUCUGAAUAAAUUAACAGAAGACAAUAUAUUAGGUGAUUCAAACGAAAAUACAUAUAAAAAAGUAAUAGAAAAUUUAAAUAUAAAUGAAAAUAUUUAUAAAGAAAUAGUGAAUGCCUUUGAUGAAAUUUUAAAUAGAAAAUCUUAUGAAAAUAAAUCUACCGAUAAUACACAUGAAAGUUUCAGUGAGAAGAUCAAUGUGAAUUUCUUUAAAUCGGAUGAGUUUUUAGAUGAUUUUAACAGAAAUUUUUCGGAACAAAAAUCUUCUACAUCUACACUUUCAUUGUUCUCAUCAAAUUCUGAUGAUUCUAGUAUAUUUGAAGAUAAAGAUAAUUUAAUAAACAUAUAUAUAGGUCAAAUAAAACUUUAUAAUAUUUUAAAUAAUUCUAAUUUUUAUGAAAAUGUUUUUUGUGUAUCAUAUUUUGCAUAUGAAGAUCCAAUGGAGACUUUUAGUUUAUUUCAAGGAAUAAAUUGGCUUCCUGAACUUAAAAAUAGAUGUACAUUUUUAAGUUCAGUUGAGUAUUUACCUAAAAAAAAUGUUAAAAUAAAUAGUGUUGAUGUUGGUAUAAAUAUUAAUCAAUACAUUAAUUUAAAAAAUAGAAAAAAUGAAUACUUAAAUAUUAUAUAUAAUGAUAUAAUAUAUGUUUUUAUUUCUAUUGUGGGAGUUAAUUUAAAAGAAUUUGAAAACUAUUAUUCCAAGAAAAUUUCUAAAAAAUAUCGUAAAGUAAAUUUUAAAGAUGAUUCGUUAUCCCAUAAAAUGGAAGAUAAUUCGCAUACAAUUCAUGAAGACAUAAAUAAUAAAAAAACGUUAGAUAUAAAUGAAAUACAUAUAAAAAAUAAUAAAAUACAUAAUGAAGAUAUGGGUGAAGAAGAAUUAAUUAAAGAAAUCAGAAGUGAAAUUGAGGAUAAAAUGAGAAUAAUAGGUAAUAAAAAAAUAAUUCAAGAAAAAGAUUAUAAAGAUUACCUUAAAAUUUUAGGUUCAUCUAUUAUUCCAAUUAGUAUAGAAGAUGAACAUGUUUUAGAAAAAAAAAGUAAUUGGAAUUUAGUAAACAUUAAAAAUAAUUAUAAUAGUUAUAAUGUAUAUUCCCAUAAUACUAUUAGAACUAUUUUAAAUAAUUAUUUAGAUGCCUUCAAAAUAAAUAAAAAAGUAGACCUGUUUCAUUUAAUUAAUGAAUAUGAAAAUGAAUUAAUACCCAUUGGUAAAAUUAAACUACUAAUUAAUGUAAAAAAUAAAACAAAUAUCUCUAUUCCUAAUAUUCUUAAUAAUAAAACUGAUGAUAUAAAAAGUGAUUCAAGUAAUGUGAAUAAAAUGAUAAACAGAAUUCUAAAUUACGAAAAAAUAAAUAAAAAUACAAAAAAAGACAAUAUUUCUGAUAAUGAUAUAAAUGAGAAAUAUCUAAAUAUUAACAAAGAUACGGAAAAAGAAACAAAUUCUUCUAGGUUGGAAAAUAAAGAAAGUAAUAUUUAUUUCAACAGAAUAUUUAAUUAUAUAGAAAAAAAUCUUAAUAAAAUUUAUGAUGAAGAAGAAGAAAAUAUAUUAAGAAACGAGUUAUUUAAGACUAUUUUUAGUAAAUUAGAACUAUCAAAAAAGAAAGAAAAAAAAUUAUUUCUAUUUAAUGAAAUUGUAUGUUCCCAUUUAAUUGUAUUUGUUCAUUAUAUAUCAAGAAUAACUUUAAAUUUAAGUAUCCUAAAAAAUUUUGUUCAUUUGAAUAAUUUUUAUUUAAUAAUUUAUUGGGAUGAAGAAGGAGAUACUAUGGAGAACAUUGAAAAAAUAAAAUUAAGAAAAAGUAGAAUUAUGGAGUUAAAUACAAAAAAAGACAUUGAAUUGGAUUAUUAUUUUCUUACACACAAUGAAAAUGAUCUAAAAUAUAAAAUGAAUAAAAAAGAUAAUAUAGUAAAUUUGAAAUUAAAUUUCAAUAGUUGCGUUAUAUUACCAUAUAAUCAUAAUAUAUAUCCUCAUUUAAAUAUCAUACUAUUUCAUAAUGAUAUUCCUCUUUUAGAAUUAGCUGAGAAGAUUUUAAUAAAUGAUAAAACUCCUUUUAAUGAUGGUGUUAAAAUUAAAAAAAAACUAAAAGUUCAUGAGGAUUAUAAACAUAAGGCAUAUAAUUUUCUUCAAGAGAAAUUUAGUCCUUAUAUUGAAUUAUCUUUUUAUAAGCAUCCUAAAAACAGUAAAUUAUUAUCUUAUAGUAAUUAUAGAUUAUAUUAUAAGGAAAAAAUGAAAUGUAACAUAGAUAAUUAUAUUCAUUUAUCAUAUUCAGCUCCCAAAUUUAAUAAAGAGAAUAUAUUUUUUUUAUUUUUUGAUGAUUUUGCAAAUGGAAAUAUGUUUAAUGAAAGUAAAUGUAAUACUCUGGAUUUUUUUAAAAACGAUUUCUUUUUACCAGUCAUAGAGAAUGAAAAAAAAACGUUAGAAAGUUCUAGAAAAAGUGAAAGAGAAAAGAAAAAUAAUGAAAAUAUGCUUUUAGAUAUAAAAGAAAAAAGUAACUCAAAAAAGAAUAAUAAUUAUUUGCCUUUAAUAAAAAAUGACAUAAUUGAUUUUGCUAUAGCAGAAGGACCUGGUUUAAAAGGAGGGGAAAUAAAUAAAUGGCUUUCUUUUAAUGUAUAUACAAAAAAUUAUAAAAAGAAAAACAUUUAUUGUGGUGAGUUUGUUAAUAUAAGAUUACAAGUUGAGCCAUUUGGAUUUUUAAAAUCCGAAUAUGAUAUUUAUCCAUAUAAAAAUAAUGAAGUAAAUAAGAGUACUGUAAAUUGCUAUAAAUGUAAUAAAAAAUUAAUGGGUUCUGAGCAUUUCUGUUUUAAGUUAUUCUAUGAUAUUCAUGAAACAGUAGAUUAUAAAAUAGAAGAUUUAAAAAAUGGAGUAUAUAAUAUUUUAUAUAAAGUCAGUAAAGUAGGAAAAAAAUUUUUAUACAUAUAUUGUGACGGGAUCAAUAUCAUAGGUUCUCCAUAUGAAAUAAAUAUUUUUCAUUCUACCACUGAUCCUAAAUCUUCUAAAAUACUAGGUGAAGGGGCUACUAGGUGUUUAGGUACUCCCAUUAUAAAUAUAGAGAAUUUUUCUUAUAAUGAAAAAUCGAAUUUUUUAAAUGUAAAUAAUUGUGAUAACACAAAUAAUAUAAGUUACAAUAGUAAUAUACAAUCAAAAUUGCUUCAAGAAAAAAUUGAUGAAUUUGAAAGGAUAAAAAUGAAAUUUGAAAACAAAAUAGUAUUAGCUUCAGAUAAUAAGGAAAAGUUUGUUAAUAAAAAUAAUUCAUAUCAAUCAAAUUAUUCUUAUCCAAAUAACAAGGAAGAAAAACAAAUAAUUUUAAAUGAACAGGAAGAGAAAAAGGAAAUAUCAAAUAACUGUAAUGAAAAAAAACACGAGGGAAAACAAAAUGUUUUUAACGAAAUAGAACACAAAAAUAAUGAAAUAAAUAAUAGUAAUAAUAUUCACCCCUUUUCUAUCGAUAAAGAUGAAGAAAAUUCACAUAUAAAUAUGAAUAGUGAGGAAAACCAAAAAACCACAAGUAAUGUACAUGAGGAUAUCUUGUCUGAAAGAAAGAAUUAUGUUCAUAAAGAAAAUUUAAUAUUUAGUAAUCCGGAAUAUUAUGAUGAAAUAAAUGGAAAUAUAAUAAAAUUAGAUAAAAUUAAUAAUGAAAAAUAUAAAAACUUUUUAAGAAAUAUAGAAGUUAUUAAUAACUUUACUGUUGUUUUAUGUGAUCAAUAUGGAGAAAGAGUAAGUAUAGGUAAUGAAAAUAUUAAGGUUAUAGGGAAAAAUGGUGCUUAUAUAAAAAAUGUUAUAGAUAAUAAUGACGGUAGUUACACAAUUGAAUAUAUUAGUUACGUUAAAAAAGAAAAAAAAAAAAAUUUUGGAGAUAUUAAAAAGGAAGAAAUAUUAAACUUUUAUAAUGAAUUUUUAUUUCAAGAAAAUAAAUAUUAUGAUAAUUAUAUAAUCAAAGAAUUUGAAAAAAGAUUCAGUGAUUUACCUAUAUAUUGUGAGAUUAAUGUUUAUGUAAAUGAAGUAGAAAUAUUUGGUUCUCCACUAAAACCAAUAAUUAUGAACAUUCACAACAUAAUAGAGCUUUAUAAUUUAUAUGACCAGUUUACUUAUUCUGGUUUGCUUUUAAAAAAUUUUGAAUAUUUAUUAGAUUCAAAAAAUUAUCAAGCUUGUAUUGAUAAUUUAUGUGAAUUUUAUAAUAAUAUGGUAGACGUAGAAGACAUUCCUUCCUUUAAAAAUCUACUACCAAAUAUAAUACAUGAUAAUAAUAUUGAAAAUGAAAAUUUCUUUUUUAAAAUUCCUUUGAAUAUUUCGGAAUUAAAAAAGGGAGCUUUUAUUGAAAAUAAGCUACCUAUCAAUAAGUUAUCAUGGAAAAAUAUUAAGAAAUAUAAAAAUUUUUAUAAAAGUAAUUUAAAUGAAGAAAAAAAUAUGUAUGUGCAUGAAAAUGAUUUAAAUAAUAAAACUUUUUUAAACAAUGACAAAACAGGGGAUGAUAUAUUAAAUUAUGGUAAAAAUAAUAUAUCAAAUAAAUAUGAAAAUGAUAUAAAAUAUAAAAUAGGAAGUAAUUUGUGUCAUAAUAUAAACUACAAAUUAAUAACUAAUAACACAGAUGAUGAAAAUACGGAUUUUUUAAAUAAAUGGUUAUACAUGUACACUCAUAGAGAGAAACUUUCUAAUUUAAAUAAUAAAUAUGAUUUAGGAAUGAAUUUAGCAUAUUCUUUAAGUAACAUUAUUUUACACCAUCUUAUUUAUUUAAAAAAAUAUAAAUAUUUUGUUAAUUUCAAACAAUACGAAAAUGACUUAUUACAAAAUAAUAUAUUAACUCAAUUCAAGAAAAUACUAGAGGAGGAAUACAAUAAGAUGUUUGCUUAUCAAACAAAUAAUAUUAUAAAAUAUUGCAAUAAGAUUGGAAAUGCAAAGUUCAAUAGUUUAGAAAAUUUAAUAAAAGUAUAUAAAGGUAUAGCUUAUGAACUCAGAAAACUAAAAAAAAACGAAUUAGCAAAUGAUUUUGAUAAAUGUUGUGAAUAUAUGUGUGAAGAAUUAUAUUUAGGUAAUAUUGAAUCAAACUUAAAACGAAAAGAAGCUUUAUUGAAUAAAUAUGAGAAAAUCAUGAAUGAAAAAAUUGAGAAAGUAGAUAAAAUUAAAAAUUCUUUAAAAAAAUAUGAUGAUAAAAAGGUGGAUUUAGAAAAAAUUUCCAAAUUAUGCAUAGUUAAAACGAAUAAAGAAGUUCAAACAAAUGACUAUUUAUCAUACAAAACUGGAUUUUUGAGUUCAUUAAUUGAAUCUAGAAAGGAAACCAAUGAUGACAAUAUCAUUGACAAAAAAAUUGUAAGUUUAGUUAGAAAAAGUUGGAAGAAUUCUUCUACAUAUGAUAUUUACACAACUAUUCCAAAUACUUUAAAAAACUGUCCAAGAUUAAAAAUAGCUUUAGAAGAAACAUUUAAUUAUUAUAGUUGUAGUUUUAGAAAAAAUAGCAAAAUAAGAGAUCUAGAAUUUAAAAAAAUGCAAGAAAUAAAAAAUGUAGAUAAUGUAGAUAAUCUAAAAAAAAUUGAAUUACAAGAAGAAAAUUUUCUAUCUUAUAAUGAUUUGAACGAUUCCUAUUUAACUUAUAAUGCCUAUUUUUCUCUUAUAAAUGAUUUAAAAUGCAAUAAAUAUUUUAUAAAUGAUUUAGACAAUGUUUUAUGGUUAUUUGAAAAAUUCUCAAUAGAACACAGUUCUUUUAAAAAUUUAUAUAAUCCAUAUGGUUUAUUAAGAGUUAUUCCUAAAUAUUUAUUUAUAGCAUUUAUAAGAGAGUUAUCUUAUUUAAAUUUAUUAUAUGUUUUGGCACAACUUGUUGUUGAAAAUAAUGAAAAUUCUAAAUUAUAUUUGACAAUAAAUCAUCCUUCUAGACUAUCAUCAUUUCAUCAUUUCAUUAAAUAUCAUUUCAUUCACUUUUAUGAUAAAUUAUGCAAUCUGGAUAACUUUCAAAAUUUUAAACUAAACUUAAUUGAACUAAAUGAUGUAAUAGAAGAAACAACACAAAAUAAUACCUCUGCUGAUGAUCAUAUAAACUUAUUAGAAUUAGAAAAUUAUUUUAAUAAUGAAUUACCUUUAAUUGUUAAACAUAAAAAUUUUUCAAAAACUUUUCCUUUGCUUUUUGAAUACUACUCUAAAUUAUCUAUGAAUCAGAAUAAAACAUGUGACAAAAGGGAAAUAAACAAUAAAAAGAAAACAAAUGAAAUAAAAAAGAGCGAAACAAAAGAAGACAUGGAUCUAGAUAAAGAAAAGAAAGAAGAUACAGAUGUAGAAACAGAAUCAUAUCAAAAUUCUACUGAUAAUAAAUAUAUAUCUAUUAGUAUUUUUAUAAGAAUUUUAAGGGAAUUUGGUUUAAUACCUCACUUUUUUGAUAAUAAUGUAGUUAAGCAAAUUUUAAAUUCCUCUAUGAAAAAUAAAAAGAAAUUAAAUUAUGAUGAUUUUUCUUAUGCUAUUAUUUUAUCUAUUUGUGAAUGUGUUAAAAAAAAUAUUAUGACACAAUACAAUAUGUUAAGAACAAAUAAAUGCAAAAAUUCAAAAAUUCAAGCAGAGAAAAUUUUAAAUUAUAAUUAUGUAGUAAAUGAAGUAAAAGAAUUAAUAUAUCUUUUCGGUUUUUCAGAUAUUAAUAUUGUUAAAUCUAAAAUAAGCAUUUAA